Molecule: messenger RNA, 1425 nt
Organism: Ambispora leptoticha
Lineage: Eukaryota; Fungi; Glomeromycota; Glomeromycetes; Archaeosporales; Ambisporaceae
Source: the annotation of a GenBank genome assembly
AUGGCUAACUGGUCGUCCACGGCGUACGAGUACCUAAAGAAAACAGCGUUUACUAAUUGGUCAUAUAACGAUUUCUUGCAACAUGCGCGCAUGCAAUAUCCGUUGGUGUCGCCUUCCGAUAGCAACGCCGUCGAGGAAGGAUGGUUACGGGCACUUCAGACAAUUACUGAAGAAACGAGCGCUAAGAGUCGUCCUGCGAACAAGGCAAGAAAACUCGCAAGUACCCUCGAUGCUGUGAAAAAUUCCGAUAUGGUACAAGCCUUUUGGUUGGCACAAGAAGCUACUGCCAAAGAGGUCCUACUGGUCCUGAAGGCCGAAGCUGAAGGGAUAAAUACUCUACGGGUCGUCUUAGAUAAAAAAACAACUGAUAUCAAAAGGAAGCUCGGGAACGAACCCGGACAUUGUGAUAACCCGCCGAUUAGAAAAAAGCCCCGUUUACCUCAGAAUGACGGAAACAUUAUUGAGGAUGAUCUCGACAAUGAGAUCGAAAACGAUGUGAAGCUUCAAGAUCACGAAGAAGAAAUCUCGGAAGGCGAAACUCAGAUUUCGACCGAUCAUGUUUGCAACUGGAUUUUAUCAACCGGGAAAGAUGUCAGAGAGGUGUUGACCACAUAUCGCAGGAGCAUUCCUGCUUCAAAGGCACACUUAUACCCAGCAUAUUUCGGAAUCUUGGAUCUUUCUGGCGAAGAUGUAGAAGUGAAGAACCUGUUCACAAGCGAUGAAUGGGGUGAAAUGAUCCAGGAUUUUCAGCAGAAUGUUCAAUUAAGCGAUUUGAAAGAAGAGCAUGAACGGCCUUUAUACGAACUUAUGGAUAGAAUUACUGAGAUGCUGAAUAAAAACCCUCCUGAUUUGAUUACCGCUAUUGAAGGCUGCGCUGUUGAAGUACAACGCCUACGUUUACCGAUGUCUGAAGCUGCGUUCGGCAGUAAUUUUACGAAUCUUAUGACCAAAGGGAUCCUGACAUUCGAUCAGAUUUAUCACUACGAGGAAGGAGAGAUCCAGAGUCUAGGCUCAGCAAUGAUCUCCAACCUCAAAGCGAAUCCGACCAACAGAAGCUUAAUUGGCCAGAAACUGGAUUUUCGAAUCAGCAAAGAUCGCUUUGAAGGGCUUAUUGGAUUGAGGUCAGGCGGUCUUCCUCCGUCACCAAAAAGUAAAAAAUGGUCAGAUAAAGUUGAUCUCUCAGUCACAUUACGAGAUGCCUUGCUAACUGAGGGAAUAGAGAACAAUGGCAUAGCUCUUGACCUGUUUCGUAAACUUUACAUUCUUGGCGUUCACACAUAUGAUUACAAUUAUAAUGUCUACGCAUUGGAUUGGAAAGUGAGAGAAGUUUGGCGGUUAGGUCUAUUAAAGAAUGUUAAGUUGCCUUUAUCGAUCGACGAGUUACCAGUGAUUGAAAAAUUCAUUACAACCUUAAUGCGUAUCGAG